AUCUACAAGUCACAAACCAAACACACGUAAUUUAAGUCAUUUCCAUGACUUUUGAAAGGACCCCAGCAAAUUUGUUGUUCAAUAUAACAACCACAAUGCACAGUCAUUCACCACUCUUCUCUCUCUUCAUUGACACGUUUCAAUCUCAAUAAAACCACACAUACCCACUUCACACUAGCUAGAGAGAAGUGAAUUGAAGUAGUAACAACUACCACCAUUGAUGGAGUCAGAGGAUAACAAGUGCAGUGAUCAUCAUGUGCCAACAAAGCUCUCUCUCUUAAUCUCACGCCCAACCAUGCCGCCGGAAACUCCACCGCCGCAGAACACAAUCUCGGUUCCCUUCAAGUGGGAGGAAGCACCGGGGAAACCUAGGCAUUGCCACACCGAAUCGGAGCCCGAGGACAGUGGUAAUGCUGUUAAAAAAACCUUGGAGCUGCCUCCGAGGUUGUUGUUUCUGUUGGACACCAACAAGGUUUCCGACGUUGACGGUCCCUCCCCUAUCACCGUGCUUGAUGGACCUUACGUGGGCCGGGCCAUGUCCUUCACCACCUCCUAUAGGACUCCCAGGGACUACUGGAAUUCCAAUUUUGGGUCCUCCAGGUGGACCGGUUACAAGAAGAUCACCACAGAGGACGCUGAGGGCACUUUUGACUUUUCAUCCGACUCCAGCUCUACUAUGCCUAACGUGAAGAUCACAAGAGUUCCCAGACGAGGAAGCUUCUGGGCUCUGUCUAAGCCAAGGUCACAUAUGUGGGCAAGCAUUUAUGAAAGCUUUAAGCAAGUGGUCCCAUGGAGACGCAAGCAACAAACACAGAAAAAAUGUGCUUCCCAAUUGAAAACUGUUUGAUAUUUUAGAUUUUUACUCUUGUCAAAUGGAGUUGUUUAAGUAAUUAUAUCCUUCUGACAGGAAAAAAAAAACGACGUCCUGAACAAAAAAAAAUACCAUUUAGUAUAUAAAUAAAAAAUUAUUUUA
This is a messenger RNA of Glycine soja, 973 nucleotides long. RefSeq lists its product as uncharacterized. The record is from RefSeq and is a predicted model, not a curated record. Bases 221 to 847 code for a protein of 208 amino acids. Lineage: Eukaryota; Viridiplantae; Streptophyta; Magnoliopsida; Fabales; Fabaceae. The transcript has 2 exons.